Messenger RNA from Aureococcus anophagefferens, 387 nucleotides. RefSeq lists its product as hypothetical. The annotation marks the transcript as partial. NCBI's taxonomy places the organism in Eukaryota, Pelagophyceae, Pelagomonadales, Pelagomonadaceae. The record is from RefSeq and is a predicted model, not a curated record. The transcript has a single exon.
AUGGCGAACGGCGGCGGGGGCGGCGGCCUCUUCGGCGGCGGCGGCGGCGGCCCCUUCGAGCCGGCGGCGGCGCCGCCGCAGCAGCAGGCGUCGAGCCACCCGGCGAACAGCGCGGCCGCGGCCGUCGACGAGCAUCGCGGCGCGCCUCCGAUAGCCGAGCGCGCGCUCGGCGAGCUGCCGCUCGUGAAGAUCACGGAGGAGGACCUGAUCCAGGACGGCAACGACGAGUGCUGCGUGUGCCUGGACCCGCAGCGCGUCGGCGACGUCGCGACGAAGCUGCCCUGCGGCCAUUUGUACCAUUCCGACUGCGUCGUGUCGUGGCUCCGGCGCCACGGCACGUGCCCGAACUGCCGCUACGAGCUCGAGUCGAGCGACGCGCGCUUCGAG